CCUUGCUCCUCCCCCAACUCCUCCAGCUGCUUAAGUCUCUCUCACCCGCUGGGUCCUUGGCUCCCGAGAAGUUUUUGAAUCCCCUGUGUCCUCUCCUGGGUGAGGUCCCUGGAGCACUGUUUCUGUGGGUUGUCACCAAGUCUGUCCUAGAGGAGCAGCUCCUUAAGAAACAGGCCAUAAGGCAGAGGGACUGCGAUGUCUGGCAGAGAACCGGGACCAGCAAGGUACUACGUGGGCGUGGACGUUGGAACAGGCAGUGUCCGUGCGGCUCUCGUGGACCAGAGCGGGGUCAUUUUGGCUUUUGCAGACCAGCCAAUUAAGAAGUGGGAGCCCCAGUUCGACCACCAUGAGCAGUCCUCCGAGGACAUCUGGGCUGCGUGCUGUGCUGUCACAAAGAAAGUUGUACAAGGGAUCGAUUUAACCCAAAUCCGAGGACUUGGGUUUGAUGCCACAUGUUCUCUGGUUGUCCUGGAUAAGCAGUUUCGCCCUCUACCAGUGAACCGUGAAGGGGAUUCCCAUCGAAAUAUUAUCAUGUGGCUGGACCACCGAGCUGUCAGUCAGGUCCGCAGGAUAAACGCAACCCAGCACGGCAUCCUGCGCUACAUCGGGGGUGUGAUGUCAGUGGAAAUGCAGGCCCCGAAGCUGCUGUGGCUGAAAGAGAACUUGAGAGAGACUUGCUGGGAUAAGGCAGGACAUUUCUUUGAUCUCCCGGACUUCUUAUCGUGGAAAGCAACAGGUGUCACAGCACGGUCUCUCUGCUCCUUGGUGUGCAAGUGGACCUACUCAGCAGAGGAAGGCUGGGAUGACAGUUUCUGGAAGACAGUUGGUUUGGAAGACAUUGUUGCAGAUAAUUACAACAAAAUAGGAAACCAAGUGCUGCCUCCUGGAGCGUCUCUUGGAAAUGGGCUCACGCCAGAGGCAGCCAAAGACCUUGGCCUUCCUGUGGGAACUGCAGUGGCAGCUUCUCUCAUUGACGCCCAUGCUGGAGGACUAGGAGUGAUUGGGGCAGAUGUGAGAGGGCACGGCCUCGUCUGUGAGGGACAGCCUGUGACAUCACGGCUGGCUGUCAUCUGUGGAACAUCUUCUUGUCACAUGGGGAUCAGCAAAGACCCGAUUUUUGUGCCAGGCGUCUGGGGGCCUUAUUUUUCAGCCAUGGUGCCUGGGUUCUGGCUGAAUGAAGGCGGUCAGAGCGUUACUGGAAAAUUGAUAGACCACAUGGUGCAGGGCCAUGCUGCCUUCCCUGAACUCCAAGCCAAGGCCACAGCCAGAUGCCAGAGCAUAUAUGCAUAUUUGAACAGUCACCUGGAUCUGAUUAAGAAGGCCCAGCCUGUGGGUUUCCUCACUGUUGAUUUGCAUGUUUGGCCAGAUUUCCAUGGUAACCGGUCUCCCUUAGCAGAUCUGACGCUAAAGGGCAUGGUCACAGGAUUGAAGCUGUCUCAGGACCUCGAUGAUCUUGCCAUUCUCUACCUGGCCACAGUUCAAGCCAUUGCUUUUGGGACCCGCUCCAUUAUAGAGGCCAUGGAGGCAGCAGGCCAUUCUAUCAGCACUCUUUUCUUGUGUGGAGGCCUGAGCAAGAACCCCCUUUUUGUGCAAAUGCAUGCAGAUGUUACUGGCAUGCCUGUGGUGCUGUCACAAGAGGUGGAGUCUGUUCUUGUGGGUGCUGCUAUUCUGGGUGCCUGUGCCUCGGGGGAUUUCGCUUCUGUGCAGGAGGCAAUGGCAAAAAUGAGCAAAGUUGGGAAAGUUGUGUUCCCAAGACAAGAAGAUAAAAAUUUAUGGCCGGGGCUGGGUUUGAACCCACCACCUCCACCAUAUGGGGCCAGCACCCUACUCCUUUGACCCACAGGCGUCACCUGAAACUAGUUCUUACAUCCCUUCUUAUGAGACAGGCCCUGUUCUACGAGUUCCUCACCUACCUCCUCCUUUAAUUCACACAGUAGCUUUGUUGAGGUAGAUCCUGUAAUUAUCAUACCUUGCCACAUAUAAACUGCCCUCUUUUCCCCAAUUUUGAGGGAAAAAAAUUCUGUGUCUAUAUAAAUGGUUUUAAUUAUUUUAUGUAUGCUUAAUUUACUAAAAGUGUAACUCUAGAAAACAACAAUAUCUGUGUGCAAAAUAAUCCCCUGGGAUAUGGAAAAUAUGCCCCCUCCUCACCAGCCCCCAGCCCCGUCGGCUACCCGCUCCUGGGGAAGACACUGCAGGGGCAGGAGCCUCCAGCCCGCUUGGCUGAUCACACCAGGCACCCACCACCACUACCAUCUUGGAAGCAGAUAUGCUGCUAAGAGCAACAAAAUAGCGUCCACACCUCAGCGAAAGGAGGGUGGAAGUGCCCAGGCAUUGGUGCUGCCUCCUCUUGUGUGAGGCCUGAGGCAUAGAACCAGCCACUGCAGGGAAACUGGGAGGGAGCCCAGGUACCAGUGAGAGGGUCUAGAAGUCCUGAGCACCCCCCUCGUCUGAUUCCCAGCCCGUCCCAACCUCGUCCCCACAACCUCUCACUUCCUGUGCCCACCCAUGUCCAUCACUGGGAAUGUGGCCCCUGAGGACCCCAAAAAGCUGGUUCUUUUUUCAGGCUGCCUUGUCCCCUUGGGCCUCAGAAUGGGGCCAGCUGUGCCAGAGACAAGGCGGCCUGGACAGAGCAGAGAUGGCAGGCUGGCCCUGGCCCGCUAUAACACCUCUCAGGAAAUCAGCCCGCUGGAGUUUUUAGCAGAGUAGCCAUGAUGGACCAUUCUUACUGAUGGACAUGGGUGGGAAGAGGGGAUGGUCGGGGGCUCAGGUCAUCCAGGCCCCUCUCACCUGCCACCUGGGCUCACUCCUGGGCUUCUCUGCCAUGGCCAGCUCUGCGACCCACACCCAUUCUCAUGAGAGAAGGAGGUACCAUUUCAUGGCCUCUUUUUUCCUGAGAGUUUGGGCCAAAAAUAAGGGUGUGCUUUGUACAUGGGAGCACAUUAUACACAGCAAAAUAUGGCAACUGCAUUUAUAGAUAAGCAAAUUUCUGCACAAAUAGAUUAGGUAACAGAUCUAAGGUCCCACAGCCAACAGGCCAUGCUGAGAUACAAACCUAAGCUUCAGGGUCAACCUCUUCACAUUGUCUUCAGCCCCUUUAUAGCUCCUAUGUUACCAGAAUGGCUAAUAGAGAAAUAUUGGGGGGAUCCCAUAAACAUAAUCUGUGUCAUGAGUAGAAGACCCUGUCUG
Molecule: messenger RNA, 3186 nt
Organism: Nycticebus coucang (slow loris)
Lineage: Eukaryota; Metazoa; Chordata; Mammalia; Primates; Lorisidae
Gene: FGGY
Product: FGGY carbohydrate kinase domain containing
Exons: 17
Coding region: 196-1836 (546 amino acids)
Biological process (GO): carbohydrate metabolic process
Molecular function (GO): kinase activity; phosphotransferase activity, alcohol group as acceptor
Source: RefSeq, a predicted model, not a curated record